Molecule: messenger RNA, 2011 nt
Organism: Tripterygium wilfordii
Lineage: Eukaryota; Viridiplantae; Streptophyta; Magnoliopsida; Celastrales; Celastraceae
Exons: 2
Coding region: 475-1761 (428 amino acids)
Biological process (GO): ubiquitin-dependent protein catabolic process
Cellular component (GO): endoplasmic reticulum
Molecular function (GO): ubiquitin protein ligase activity; ubiquitin-like protein conjugating enzyme binding
Source: RefSeq, a predicted model, not a curated record
UAUUUCUCUGUCUCCCUGGUAUGCGAUGAGGGUAUGAGGCUGGAUUGAUUUUCACAAUCAACACACGCGCAUCUCGCAUACUCUCUCCGGACGGGAUAGCUACCGCUUAUCAACGGGGAGGACCAUACAUGGCGAGUAAACUCGGAGCCAACUCGACUCUGAGUCUCGAACGAUUCGCUUGCUGAUCAUCAAGAUCCUCCCUUGACAAGCAAGCUGAGGAUCAUUGAUUUGGCUUAAUUUCGUACUUCGUGAAAGAGUUGGCUUUAUUGAAUUCAAUGAUAAAGUUAGGGUUUUUUUACCUAGGUUCUUUAGAUGGUGGGUAAUUGAGAUGUUCCUUUCUCUGCUGGUUGUUUGAUGGUUUGGAAGUGAAGGGGAAUUUCAUGAGUUUGUUCAAUAGUCUGAAACUAAGGGGUUCUGAUCUGCAUUGAUUCAAUUUUGUGAGGAAAUUGGGUGUUUGACUUGGGAUUAUACAAUAUGGCUGAGGCUGAGGAGUCAUCUGAUACAAUGAACCUUGAUUUGAAUCUGGGUCCUGGACCUGAGGCUGGCUCAGGAUCAAUACCUGGUGAUGCUGUGAAUCUUGAUGAUUGGGUUGGUCAACCCUUUAAUAGAAUUAGAGAGGCUGUUAGGCGUAGAGCUCGACAGCGGGGGCGAUGGCGCCAUGUCCGAAUGUCACCUGAAGCGCAAAACCUGUCAAUAGAAUUGAAUCAAUUGAUAGGUAAUUCUGGCAAUGUGACCACAUUACAUGCAGGUGAGGGCAGUGUUGCUGCUGAGGAAAGAACAACUGAGGUGCCAAAAACGUGCGAAACCAACAAUGGGUUCUUGGAAGAUGAGGUUUCGGAGAAAAAGGAUGAUGUUGAAAAGGGUGUUGGAAAUGACGGGAGCUUUUUUGAUUGCAAUAUAUGUUUGGAUUUGUCUAAGGAUCCCGUUGUAACUUGUUGUGGGCACUUGUUCUGUUGGCCGUGCCUUUAUCGGUGGCUACAUGUGCAUUCGUAUGCGAAGGAGUGUCCUGUCUGCAAGGGAGAGGUGACCAUGAAGAAUGUUACCCCAAUAUAUGGUCGAGGGAGCAAUAAUCAUACCGUUGAGCCAGAGCAGGAUCCAAGUCUUAAAGUUCCUCUUAGGCCCCAUGCAAGACGAGUUGAGAGUUUGAGGCAAACCAUUCAGAGGAAUCCUUUUGGUUUCCCAGUGGAGGAGAUGAUUCGGCGACUUGGAAGUCGAUUUGACCUUGCAAGGGAUUUGACUCCUCCACAGGAUCCCAACAAUACCCGCGAAACUGCAGAACGAACUAAUUCCUUGCUCAACAGGUUUUUGACUUCUAGAGGGAUGCGUACAGAACAAAGUCCUGCUGCCCCACCUGAGGAAGUAGGAGAUUUAAUACAGAGCAGCUCAAGUGUACCUGAGGCAGGGCAACCUUCACGCCUUCAGUCUUUGUUACGUCGAAGAAGCCAAUCACAGUUGCGAAGAGCUACAACAGUCUCAUCUUUGUCCAAUGCUUUGAACUCUGCUGAAAGUUUGGUUGAAGCUUAUUUUCGAAGCAAUGCUGUUGAUAGACAUCAGGAGCAGCCUCAACCAGUUGAUGACAGAGAUUCCUUCUCAAGCAUAGCUGCUGUUAUAAACUCCGAGAGUCAAAUUGACACCGCAAUGGAAAUCGACUCUUUGGUAACCCUUUCGACUUCAUCGUCUAGAAGAAGAAAUGAAGCUUCAAGGAUUUCAGAUGUGGACAGUGGGGAUUCUCGUGCUCCUCGAAGGAGACGGUUGAACUAGCAAGAAUCUGUCUAAAUAAUUUUCAUUCUAGUAUAAUCCAACACCCCCUACCCAAAGUAUGUAGCAUUUGAAUAACAGGCGGAUGCCUCAGUAUGUAUUCAUAUAUUUAUUGGGGCGAUUUACAAGUUUAAAGCUUUUCUGUAGACUACAUAGUUUUAAGUAUCACCAUCCUCAUAUAGGUCUAGAUUUGUAUCUUGUAUUGAUGAUCCACUAUCUCCUCUGUUGGCUACAUUGCUCUGACUUUCUCAUA